Messenger RNA from Pygocentrus nattereri (red-bellied piranha), 10074 nucleotides. It is a transcript of the gene fbxl16, whose product is annotated as F-box and leucine-rich repeat protein 16. Gene Ontology annotation, molecular function: protein binding. The coding region runs from base 369 to 1832 and encodes 487 amino acids. The record is from RefSeq and is a predicted model, not a curated record. Gene Ontology annotation, cellular component: SCF ubiquitin ligase complex. NCBI's taxonomy places the organism in Eukaryota, Metazoa, Chordata, Actinopteri, Characiformes, Serrasalmidae. The transcript has 6 exons. Gene Ontology annotation, biological process: SCF-dependent proteasomal ubiquitin-dependent protein catabolic process.
GAGAGAGAGAGAGAGAGAGAGAGGCAGGCAAUAAGCUUUGUGUGGAGAAGCAGCGUGAACAGACAUUAUCCUUUAUUUUUAGCCUGCGUUACGUUGCUGCUUUAGCUCCAUCCGUCCCUACAUGGAGUGACCGCGCUCUCUCCUGCCCCCCUGCUCGGACUCCACGAAGGUUUUUAUACCUCUAUGGCAACAUCUAUUCUUCCCCUCGGAGCUGAGACGACGACGGGCAGGGCUGCUGCUGCUGCUGCUGAGACCUUCUGGCUUUUUCAUUUGUUUCCCCUCCCAGCGCUGUGGGAAACGUGAGCGAGGCAGGGCUGCAGAUCCCAGCAUGGAUUAACGCUCGCACGGACGCCACGAUCAGGGUCUGAAUGCUGAACAUGUCCACUCCAAGUGACCUCAAGUCUCCCUGUGUAACGCGAAACGGCAUGGUCAAGCUGCCCCCCCAGCCCAACGGCCUCGGUUCGGCCAGCAUUACAAAAGGCACUCCAGCCGCAAAGAACCGCCUGUGUCAGUCGUCUUCAGUGCCCACCAUCCUGCCCCCACCCAGCCUGCCAUACCACUUUGAGCCCCUGCCUACGGCAGCCUCCCUGCUGGGCCCGGACCUGGACACUAGCCCCUUGAUGGCCAUCAAGCCUCCACUCAGGCAGUAUCCCAAACCGCUGCUGGAGCGGCAGCUGGUGCUGGACGAGAAGGUGCUCAACCGGCUUCUGUGGUACUUCACCACCGCCGAAAAGUGUGUCUUGGCGCAGGUGUGCAAGACAUGGCGCAAGGUGCUGUACCAGCCCAAAUUCUGGGAAGGGGUAACGCCCAUCCUGCAUGCCAAGGAGCUCUACAACGUCCUGCCCAACGGAGAGAAAGAGUUCAUCAGCCUGCAGGCCUUCGCCCUCAGGGGCUUCCAGUCCUUCUGCCUGGUGGGUGUCUCCGAUUUGGACAUUUGCGAGUUCAUCGACAACUACCCACUGUCGAAGAAGGGCGUCAAGUCCGUCAGCCUGAAACGGUCCACCAUCACGGACGCAGGACUUGAGGUGAUGCUGGAGCAGAUGCAGGGCCUGAUGCACCUGGAGCUGUCUGGCUGUAAUGACUUCACGGAGGCGGGCCUGUGGUCGAGCCUAAACGCACGGCUCACCUCGCUCAGCGUCAGUGACUGCAUCAACGUGGCGGACGACGCCAUUGCGGCCAUCUCGCAGCUCCUGCCCAACCUGUCCGAGCUCAGCCUGCAGGCCUACCAUGUGACGGACACGGCCAUGGCCUACUUCACCGCCAAGCAGGGCUACACCACCCACACGCUGCGGCUGCACUCCUGCUGGGAAAUCACCAACCACGGCGUGGUCAACAUGGUGCACAGCCUGCCCAACCUGACCGCCCUCAGCCUAUCGGGCUGCUCCAAAAUCACGGACGACGGUGUGGAGCUGGUGGCCGAGAACCUGAGGAAACUGCGCAGCCUCGAUCUGUCCUGGUGCCCACGAAUCACCGACAUGGCCCUGGAGUACAUCGCCUGUGACCUGCACAAGCUGGAGGAGCUGGUGCUGGACCGGUGUGUACGGAUCACAGACACGGGGCUCGGGUAUCUCUCCACCAUGUCCUCACUGCGGAGUCUUUAUCUACGCUGGUGCUGUCAGGUGCAGGACUUUGGUUUGCAACACCUGUUUGGCAUGAGGAGCCUGCGUCUUCUCUCUCUGGCAGGCUGCCCCCUGCUGACCACCACCGGCCUUUCGGGCUUGAUCCAGCUGCAGGAGCUGGAGGAGCUGGAGCUGACCAACUGCCCAGGUGCCACGGCUGAACUUUUCAAGUACUACUCGCAGCACCUGCCGCGCUGCAUGGUCAUCGAGUAGAUGACCUUUUGAACCUUCAUCAUCACCAAAACCUUCUCCUUCAGACGAACGAACGAAACCAGACUGAUGAUUAACCCCACUUCAUCCUGAACCCAACGAGGGGAAUCGACGGAGGGAUUGUGGAGAGAAACGAGAGAUGGCGUCAGAGUGGUGGAAGCGGAAGAACGGAAGAAGGGAUUACGAGCUGGAGAAAGUGACCGGAUAGGUUUCGGGCUGGUAAAUGAAAUGUAGAAUUGCGAGGGUGUCCGAGAACCUUUCAUUAAACGACAUGACACUCAGCCAUCAGCCUUCACGAGACAUCAGCUCCACCGAACUGAACUGCGAGGCCUGAAAAACUUCCCAUACUUCCUCCUGUAAUCGUCACAUUUUUCCUUGAAGUGAACAGGCGUGUUGCCGUGGCCCUCCGAACUUUGGAUAAGAGGGAUAGAGUGAGGGAAAGAGAGGAAAGCAGACAACAGCUACCGAUACAGGGUCUCUUUUCACUUAUUGUACAGCGGCGUGCGCAUUCCACUCCAGUUUCAGUGCAGUCGCCUCUCUGAGUCUUACGUCUUAUCGAAAAUAAAAUAAAAUCAAAGCUAUUAUUAGGAGACGAACAGCCGCGUAGUUUCGCAUCAGAGCUGCACGCUUACUCGCUUAUUGUCUUGCGGUUUCUCUUGUUUGUUUCCUUUUUUGAAAUAUUAUUUUUUUAAGUCAUUUUUUUGAGGAUGAGGAUGAUGAGGAUGAGGAUUACUGUGAAUUUUAAAGGCGGUUUCAGGACUGUUGAAUAAAAUAGGGAUCCAGGUAUGACGAAGGCUCGGCACAGAAGGCUAUCUACUACGAAAAGGUGUUUUUCUUUUUCUUUUCGUCCAGAAAGUUGAUCUUUUACGGACAGAUCUUUUCACUUCAGGAUUUCUGAAUUUAAAAAGGGGGGGGGGGUGGGUUUGAAUUGUUUAAAGGACAUUUUGGGGUGCAAAGGGACUGUACAUACAGUAGAUAUUCCAUUCGAGCUUGGCCUUUUUAUGAACCUUUGAUUUCUCAUUCCAUUUGGUGUCAAUUGAUAUUAGUGACUUGUGUGCAGGUUUCAAUAUUAGUCCUCUGCUACACUGAACUGGGGCUGCCGCUGCUACUGUGGGACCCGAAUGAAGGACACAAACUGUGCAUCGAUGCCUGUUCGUCACCAGGCUGACCCCUUCUGGACGGUGGACCGAACGCAUGCCGUCAUUAUUUUCACUCAGUAUACACAUAAUGAACCUAAAUAAGCAAGCGUCAGUUUAAACGCAUCACAUGAUUAAGGUCUAAGCCAAUGGGUUUUCAGUGGCAAUUAAGUGUGGUUCCAAAGCAUAAAGGAAUACUCUGGUUUUAAAAAGCUGCGCUCUGCAUUGACCGUUAAUUUCCACGGAGGAGUCAUUUCAAGCGGUUUUUUUCAGUAGAAGUUAAUGGGCAGGUGCUGGAUUCAGUCAGUUAACGUAUGCAAAACUUUACACAGAUUUACAAAAAAAACGUGCACAAAUUUACAUAACCUCACAUAAACAUCAACUGGCAAAUUUGCAUAAACUAAUAAAGGCUUAUUCCGACAAGGGUCAGAUGCUUUUGUCCAUUUUUGUGUGGACGCUUAUUGGAUUAGGCCUUUAUGGAUCAUUCUACCAAAUUGGCUCAGAGAGUUGAAAACACACUUUGGACUUAACUGACCUGGAGAUUAGAUUCAAAUCCUUUUGCUUUAAAUGACCGUAUACCUUAAUUAUGUUUAUUUCAUUAAAACAAUCGAUCAAGCUUUCCAUUUCUUCCCAGAACAAAGUCUAGUGGCCGGCUUUCCACAUGCUAGGCCUCUAUUAUAAGUCCUUGCGUUUUCGCCGUAGACGGAAACAUGUCGAAUUUAUCGUCCGUGGUGACUGAUGGUACAAUACAGAUGUGGCAGUUGGAGAUUAGGGUAUUCCUUGCAAAUUACACUGUAGAUAAGCCUGCUUAUAACUCCAUCCCACUCCUCAAGGCCAUUCAGUUUUCCAGGAGCCCUGCUUUCUAAAGCAGAGACAGUAUUUUUUUUUGUUUUUGGUCACCUCCUGCCGUCUACCCAUCACCUUUGGUUUACAGUAUGUCUGUGUUGCCUACCUCAGGGCAUCAUGGAGGACAUGAGGUAUAAAUACUCCAUAAACAGGGAUCUAUGUGAACUAGAAGCCUCUAUUUCUAUUGCGUAGCUCAUCCGCUUCCGCCUGCCCGUCCCAAACCACCCAUGUGUCCUCUCAUGGGGCAGCUGUGCUACUCCCAUCACCUCUAAUUGGAUUGUGCAGUUGUUUACAGUUGUGUACUGUAGAUAUUAAUAGUGCACUAACCAAGUCCUCAGUCCCCAGUGACCGCAUCUGAGCUUGGACACCUUUAAGACUUACACAACACGUUGUUGAUGUCAUAACGAAACCUCACAUACCUGAAAUUUAACUUGAUACAAGCAGGAAACCUUUCUAACCACUCAAUGCAUCUCAAAAGUGUGAUUUUGGACCAUUUAUAUUGGAUCAUGAAAUGUCCACAGCGUACAAAGCAGCUGGCCGUUGGUAGGUUAAAGGGUUUGAUACGACAGCAACCAUAUGGAUCACUUAGGAAAGCAGCAGUCCGGCCUAAAGCUGGCAUUUUAUGUUACUUGUCGUGUUAGCAAACCGCAAUUUAAUGCCAUGUUUUUAUUCUUUAUCAUUCUGCCACCACAAUAUCCAGCAUGCAUUGCAUAGGUACAUAAAGACAGUGGUGCCAACAAAUCCUGACUGCUAGACUCGCCGCUCAGCUGUCGACUUAAUGCAUACAGCCAAGCUGGCAUUAGUGUUAAUGCCAAUGCAACAUCAUAAAGAAACGGCGAUUCCAUCCUCAACCAGCACAGAAUAGACACGUUUUUGGCCCUUUUGGCCAAAACAUUAGCUUUGAGCCUAUUUUCUCCAUCUGACAAGUCACUUCUGUUAAGUAAUCCAUUCUCUCUAUUGUGGUAAUCACAUGAAGACCACCCCCACCCUCCGACCUUCAAAAUACAUCGGUUUUUCUUUCUUUCUAGUCUCUAAACUGGGGGACUUUACUCAAGACUAUGAUGGCACGGCUGGUGGAGCGAAACACGCCUACAUUUCUCACCUUGCCCCUUUAGGACUAGAGGAAAAGUUUUGAAGCAACUGUUUUGAGAAUUUAUUCUGAAUUAGCAGCCAGCAGUGAGGGUUGUUCAUGGUUUGGGGAAGAGCACCUGGGCCGCCCACGCUAAUGACACAGGGCGAUUAUCUGAAGACUUUAAAGCUAACCGUGACCACUGCUUGGAGCAAAGUGUGCUUAACUUAAAGUAAAGAGUCAGUGUUUCCCCCUCAGGCCAAUCUGAGGCUUUUAAUUAUAACCCAGGACCCUGAAGGCUUUGGGCUUUACAGGUCAGAAACUGCAUGAUGUCCAUUAAAACUUAAGCCUGUUUGCUUUGGAACGUGCGAUGCCCUGCGUAGAGGUCAAAGGCUGCUUCGUACCGAGGACAUGCGUAAAAAGAAAGGUGUCAUCCAUCGCGAGGAUUUUUCGGCGGAAUCGUUUUUCCAAAUGAGCUGAGCGAGUUCAAAGGACCCUCGACGUGAUGUAACGGUUUUAAUCCAGUUUAAGGGACAGCCGAGCUACGACGCAUGUAGGAACCUUUAUUUUUAACAGUGCAGAUUACGGGACACACUUGAUUCCUUCGCUCUUUGUGAUGUGAUUUAUAUUUUUUUCCGAGAUCCGUAUUUAUUUGCUUUUGCUACUUGUGGGGGUUAAUUUAUUGAGUUCAUGCGCAUAUUUAUUUAUUUAUUUAUUGAAACGAAGAGGAGCCAGCGUUGUUGUUUUUGUGUGAGAUGUUUAUUUCAUUCCAAUCAAAUAGGAAAGAGCAGGGAACACGGAGUCGCUUCCGAACGGCAGGGUUUGACCGUCAUUGCUGUUGUUGUUGUUGUUGUUUUAGUUUUUGUUGUGGCUGUCAGAUGAAUUGGCCCGAGCUCUUUCUCGUUUUCUGUCACAAUGCCGGCCUUUGCGCUGCCCCUUUCUGGUAGGCACUCUGGUGAUGUGCGGCUGGCAGAGGAAAAUAAAGGGGUCACAGGGUUUUGGCCUCACUGACCGAACCUGGACUGACCUCAGAGUGACCCACCUCACCCGACCCAUGCUACUCCGCUAAAGCAUCAGAGUGAAGUGAAACUCGUUUGAAUUGAUUACAAAGGAUUCAAUGCAUCAUGUCUCAAAUUGUCAGUUCGAUUCAAUUCAGUUAUUCCUGCGCGACUUGAUUAUUACAAAAAUAGACAGACUGUACAAACAUGAGUGGAAACUAUUUACACUGUGGACAUUAAAGCAAUCAAAGAUUUUUGUUUGGAUUGUUACAUUUGGAAAUACAUGAGUGCUUUCUUGAAUAGGCAACACUUUCCUGUAGUGUUCAUAAAGCUUCAUGACACCUACAUAAACAUAUCACGACAGCUGACAUAAACCUACAUAAACAGUUAUAAAGGCUUAUUCCCGUAGGUGUCAUGAAGUCAACUUAGCAUCGAGGCUGGCAAAUGCAACCUUUAAGACAAAAGGCGACUUUUGAAAUAGGUGUUCAUAGAGGCUUCAUAACACAUACAUAAGCGCCGGAUACUGUAUUUAAUUGAAUAUUUAUUAACAGCUUAUGCCACUGUUUGCAAGAUGCCCUAAAAUGUUUUAUAAAAUGAAUGACCUACUUUGGGCUUUGACCUAAAGCGACAGGCCUUUGUUCCAUUUAUAACGCUGUUAUUAAGCAUCAUUCCCAAGUCAUGGAACUGACAAGGCAGAGGCCUGGUUAAGGCCUUGCCCUCAAAGUGGGAGUGAUCCUGUGAUACAUAUUUUAUUUUAAUACAGAUACAUAUUCCCAUACAAAUAUGACAAGUACUGUGAGUCGUCAUAGUUACGAUGUUAAAUGACUUUGCGCGACACUUUCUAUUAAGAAGAAAAACAGUUUAUUUCAGCUCAUCGCUGCAGCCACACAGGUCUCCUUUGAAAGAGAUUCUAUACCUAAACUCAUUUAGAAAUGUCCUGAAAUGAUGUAUGAAGGGUUCAUUUGCAAAAAACAUCAGUAAAAAAAAUCACCACUUUAAUUCUUAAUCCUAAAUCAGAUUUUUUAUUGUGUAUUCCAAGUAAUAUCAAUCAAACUGCAGCUGGGUUGUUUUGAUUAAAUAAAAAUAACUCAGUAAAAAACAGUAACUUAGAAAUAUUCAACUUUUUUCAUUUUUUAAAUGUUUUUUUUUUUUUUUGCAAAAGCAGACACUCCAGUGGUCAUUUUCACGUUUCAGAGUUAAACAAAGCCAUGUAGUAAUAAUAAAGGGCAAUAUUUAACAUUCUUUACCAUAAAACAGGCGGGUAAAUUGAUAAAAUAAAAAAGCAGCUCAUUAAGAUUCAGUAUUAGAGCUGAAUCUCAAGUGGCUCACUGCUCCAUAUAAGGUGCACUAUGAGUUAUGAAACUGAGGCUUUCAUACAGAAAUAUUGGUGUUCGUGUCCAGCUGGAAUCGGCUCUCAGGGCUGAAUCCAGAGUGGUUCUCUGCUGGACGCACUGAGCUCUGUUUAGAUGCAGUAGCCGUUACUGUAAGACCUACUUGGUCUGACCUAAACAGUUGGUGGCAGUGUUGAGUCACCAGACCCAAAUACUGCUCGCUGAUUGGCUGAACGAAUUUAUCAGGGUCUGCUGCAGAGCACAGCUGGCACUGAACCGUUUCUGCUGUGCAACGUGAACUUGCAGUGCCCUGACAAUGAACAGUAAUGGCAUUUGUGACGAAGCGUAUUUAGGGUUCAGAGCGUGCUGUAAGAAUAACUCCCGACACCUCGUUUUUAAAGGAUGACGUUUAUCGUGUUUUUGCAAAUGAACUCUUCAUAUGGCGUUCAUAACAAGGCCUCUACCUUAUGAGUGCCUUCACUUGGGAAAUAUAGAUGGAACAAAUGUCCAUCACUGUAGUUGAAGGCCUCACAUAUCAUGUAUAUCCGUUUUUUGGUCGAUUUUAAUUUUUCUACCUCAUGUCAGCGCGACAGCUUCCCUUUACACUGUGUGAAAAUAUCAUAAAACCUCUUUACGUUAACGUUUUGUUCUUUGGACCGUGACGAUAUGUCGGCGCAGUGUCAUUCACUUCAUAAAACAUCUUAUGUUAUCUUGCCAUUAUCGUUUAUACAUAGGUUAUCAAUGCUUAUGCAUGCGUUAUGAAGUCGCUAUGUAGGCAGCCUUCAAAUAAAGUGCUACUGAAAUGUUUGUAGGUGUCAUGUAGCCUUGCAAGCAGUUCCCAACACACAGUCUGAUUGGGUAAAAAUCAUUCUGCCCUUUUUUUUUUUCCACCGCAGGACUUACCAGCGGUUGCUAAGCAACAGCAUUGGUCACUUGGUCAUUGGUCAACAUUGGCCAGUGUUGGAUGCCUUUGAAACAGUGUUUGGGGCUAUUUAACUUUUCUUCUUUCAUUCUUAGCAAAAAAGGGUUCCAACACAGAGUACUUGUAACAAUAGCGGAACCCUUUCUGGUGCUACACAGAACCAUUUUUUAAAGACACAACAGUUUUUCCAUUAGAAGAACCACUGAACCUGGCAAAAUAUUGGUCUUUAUUUAUGCAUUCAAAUGGUUCUUUGAGUGUUUGCGAGUCGUACUUUAUUUACCUAAGCGGUUUUUAGGGAAAACCGUUGGAUAAAAGCAGGAAACACUCAAGGUCAUAUGUUACCGUGAAUAAUAUCACAGCUUCACAGCCGUUACGAUCCAUUCUAAUCUUCUAAAAUCGAUGCAGUUGAAUGGCCACAUUCAGAUCAGUGCAUUUGCACAGGGCAACAGCCUGCCUUUUCUUUGGUUCUGCCCAGAAUGUUUUUUUUUUCUCCUAAGAAACUCUGAAGAGUGCUUUUGGCAGUGUCUCCAGGCCUGGAUGUAGAACAUGCUGUGCCAAUUCAGCUGACUGAGGCUUCAACUGUCUAGGGCCCGUUUCUUGCCUUUUUUUUAACCAGAAGGAACCAUGCUGCAGUAUUUUACACCCACCAGCUUCCUCCACAGAGGAGAACGGGUUUUCAUCCUUAGCCGAAGCUUGGAAUGAAACACAGGCCAUCGAGCAGUUCUGUUCUUCCAUUGUCUCAUCUGUCCACUCACACAGUCAGUGAGAACCAUUUAAAAUGAUAUACAGAGAGAGUAUACUUAUUAAUAUAUAUCGCUACUGAGGAAUAUUAUAUGGAGAUGUGAAAACAGUCAAAAAGGUCAUGUUAGUUUUCACUGCAAACCAAGACUUUCCUUCUCUUUGUAUGGAAAGUGUGGGAAGAUCAUGCCGCAUCACCUUUUUAAGCUGGUUAUUACUGCUCUCCAAACCCCCUGCACUAACCCUGAGCCUAACCUGUACAUAAAAGACGGGGAAACGCAGGUCGCACAUCUAUUUGCGCAUCUCAGCAACAUUUCCUUUGUUCAAUUUCCGGUCAAAACAGCCAAUCAGUACAAGUGAUUGAUUUUUCAGUAUCAGUGUCAAAAAGCAGUGAGCAUGUAUUCAACAGAAUUACACAAGUGUGCAUCUAAAAUGCCUAAAGGAGAAAUUCCUCAGGAGUUUAAAAAAAUGAUCAAAAGUUACGCAGAAAAUGAGACACCUAACAACCACCUGGAAGACCUGGUAGACACCAAAACUGCCCCCGAUCUGAAAACAUCCGCAGGUGUUUCUGCCCAUCCUUCCACUGUGAGAAGACCACUCAGCGCUGUGGGUCUGAAAGGACGUGUAGCUGAUCAAAAAGAACCUUACUGAGAAAAGGAAAGUAGAACAUUUGCUGUAGAGAUGCCAAAACUGGACAUCUUCUAAGCCUGAACUCUGGAGGUGUGUCUGUAGAUUUCUUUGAGAAACUGAAAGUGAGUCUCCUGAAAGGAAUAGAAGUAAUAGCGGUAAAGAGUGGACGCAAAUGUGAUACUACAUUUAGUGGACAAAACCUCGAAUCUCCAAAAAUGUAUUUUUACAGGACAAGGAAAAACGUUCUCACCUCUCAAUGGAAGUAAAUGGAGAAGCACGUUUUUCAAAGUAAUUUUGGAGCACUUACGUUGGACGAUUCAACAUGAAAUUUGGACACAGCAUAAAUGCCAACUCCAUUUUUCAAAUUAUGACAAAAAAUGUAAAACGAGAAAAAUGGAGAUACAAGGUUGCCCCGACAGCAACAAUAUGUUUUUACCUUUCUUCAUUAUGCUGAAAAAUCAAUGACAUGUACUCAAUGGCUGUUUUGACUGGAAGUUGAAUAAACAAAAGUGUGGUCUCUGACUUUUGCACAGUACUGUAUACCUAAAUAAAAAUUCCAACAUUUUUCAACUUAA